Molecule: messenger RNA, 2461 nt
Organism: Exserohilum turcica Et28A
Lineage: Eukaryota; Fungi; Ascomycota; Dothideomycetes; Pleosporales; Pleosporaceae
Exons: 5
Coding region: 1-2376 (791 amino acids)
Biological process (GO): N-terminal peptidyl-methionine acetylation
Cellular component (GO): NatC complex
Source: RefSeq, a predicted model, not a curated record
AUGGCAGAUGCAUCUAGCGGUGACAGCACCGCCGCUGCCCAUGACCUGAAUGUGGACAAUAACCAACAUGUUGCCGUUCCAUUGGAUGCGCAAGAGUCUGCGACGACCUUCCAGUCUACAAUUUCCACUAAUUUACCCUUGAGGCAAUCAAGACACCCAGUCGGCGCAGUACAGCCGAAGAUUCACGAUGUGACCGAGAAGUUUACCAGAGCGUGCAGCGCUCUCGAAGUAGGCCAAUUGAUCAAAGAUGAUUACUUUACGCUCUUCGAGUCUAUUGGGGCCAUCGAGAUCAUGGACCCCAAGAUGGACAGUGGAUUUCUCCAACCUGGGGAGACGUUGGAAGAUGACUAUGAUACUCUAGUUCCACUUCUUCCAGAGGAAAUAAUCGGCAUCAUGGAUCAGCUGCUAUGUUACGAAAUGGCCUGGCACACAGGGUACCCUUUGUCACAAACACUCUUCACAUCCGUCUAUAUUGACAAGCUGCUAUGGCCAGAGACUAAAAUACUUGAGGAUGCCCAGUUCUAUCGCGGCGAGAUUCUCCACGAGAGACGGCCUGGUCCGUUAUUGGAGGUACUGAGAGCGUACUGCUUAGCCCUGAUCAAGGGAUGUGACUUUGUGAUAGCAAAGAUUACCGGGAGAGACUAUUUUGAAGAAGAGGACUUUUGCACACACACAUAUAACCGGGUCUUAUUCGUCAGCACACCCAUGGAUGUUUUCUUACGGGAGUUGGAUGCUGGUGUAGAGAUUCUAGACGAUCCUGACCUUGAGCUCAAUGAUGCUUUGCGAAAGGCGAUUUCAUCAAGACUGGAACUUCGAAAAGACUUCCUUAGGGCUCUUGACUUGGAUCUUCCUCUUGACCAGAUAUCGUUUUCCUGGCCACCGAUACUCGACAGCAUUCACACACUUAAAAGUACUCACCAACUUGGCAAGACAGUGCCGGGUGCUUUCAGCCCCAAGAUGCAACGGCGUCUCGCCUCUACAGUGCCCCCACGACCCAUUGUCGAACUAGACUUCAAAGACGCUUUAGAAAAGUUACAGCAAAUGGCCGUUGACUGUAACGAAGCCACACGUUUCAUUAACCUUGAAGCUGACCCUCUCGAAUACCAAUCGUUCCUUUGGCACUUUACAUCUCGUUCGCCGCCACUCCUCACAUACGCGCGAUCGUACCUUUCUACCCUCCUUUUCCACCCGGACAUCCUCGACACCUCAAUCUCCCUGCCGCUCGCCGAUGUAAAAGCCCUCGUUCUCUCUGCUUCUCCCGUCCUAGACCCUAGCAAUUGGACGCUGUCACCACCGCGAAACCCACUUCUCCACAAGCCCCCAAGACUCCAAUUCGCCAUUCUCAUCGAUGAAUUCGUAGAUCGUGCCGGUCAAACCUAUCUAGAUCUCUGGGUUGCCAUGGGCCAGAACCGCUGUCGUCUCCGACGAAUGCUGACCCACGUCAUCGCUGGCUGGGACGCACUGCAAGCCGAGACCAGCCUCAUUGACGCCGACAUUUCUGCUGCAGCAGCCGAACUGGGUAUGCAAGACAGCGUCAUGGAAUUCUGUCUAUCCACCUGGGUCUACCACAAGAAGCUGUGGAUGAUUGAAAAAGUGAUAUCGCUCGGCUUUGAACAGGACAUUUACCUCCCCGACGAAUUCGCAGGAAUGUACCUUUUCCUGUCUCUCGUCGCAACACGCCGAAAAGAGCUCCUGGGCAGAGUAGAAUCGCACUACCGCGCCUACAGCUUGCGCUUGCUUGCACAGAGAAGAGUAAGAGAGAAACAAGAAGUCGACGACGCACACCAAUACACCGCCAGCUUGAUCGCCGAAGCAGAAGCCACUGCAUCCUUGGGCCUGGCCCUCGCACGCUUCUACAUGAUCCUCCUGUAUCUGCGUCUCGUGCCGAUCCCCAGCCGCCCUUUUUCCACGGAGAAACUGCGCUACGAAGUCCGCAUGAAACCAUUCCUCGCGCUGCAGCCGCCCGAGGCCCCGCCGUUCGACGACUUCAAAACGCAUACCCAGCCGUACGGCGAGCUCGCUUCGCCCGACGCCGCGUUUGCAGCUGAUGCCGCGAAUCCAACCUCGGAGCUGUGGAGUGAAAUCGACAGACACAUCAAGGCGGCCAAGUUGGCGUUUGCAGAAUACAAGAAGAUCGGUGUGCGCCCGGCAAAGGCCGAGGGAGUCGAGGCAAGCUGGAACAAGGAUGUGCAGAAUGCUCUGGCGAGUUGUGUUGCAUUGGGAUUGGCGGUUACGAGUGUCAAGGACCAGGUUGUUCAGCACGGUGUUGGUGCAGGCAAGGAAGCAUUGGGGAUUAAGGUUGAGAUUCCAGAAGCUGGAUUGAAUCAGAGGUAUGCGGACGGAUGGGUCGUACCGGGGGUUGUGAAGGAGGAGUAACUAAGUAUGUUACCCGGACUGUGUGUGCUUUACAGGGCCGUAUCUCUUGUAUAUAGAUACGGGUUACAAAGCGAUAUAUGUGCGC